CAGACAUUUCCACUGGGCCUGGGAGAUGGGCAAUUCUAUGCAUGGACAGAUGGUUUGAGAAGAAAAGACUGGCAUGACUAUGAAAGCAUUCAGAAAGAGGCUAUGCGCUCAGGGAAGGGUGAGCAUGGGAAACCUUACCCCCUCACUGAAGAUGACCACGAUGACUCAGCUUACAGGGAAAAUGGUUUCAAUAUUUUUGUCAGCAACAAUAUCGCUCUGGAGAGGUCUCUGCCCGACAUCCUGCAUGCUAAUUGUAAGCACAAGCUGUACCUGGAAAUACUGCCAAACACCAGCAUCAUUAUCCCAUUUCAUAAUGAAGGUUGGACUUCACUCCUGCGUACCAUACACAGUAUAAUUAACCGAACCCCGGAGAGUCUGAUAGCAGAAAUCAUUCUAGUAGAUGACUUCAGUGAUAGAGAACACUUGAAGGAGAAGUUAGAGGAGUACAUGGCCAGGUUUUCCAAAGUGAGGAUCGUUCGCACCAAGAAAAGGGAAGGGCUCAUCCGGACCCGCCUCUUGGGGGCAUCCAUGGCCAGAGGAGAAGUCCUGACCUUCCUGGACUCCCACUGCGAGGUCAACGUGAACUGGCUGCCCCCGCUCCUGAACCAAAUUGCACUAAACCACAAAACCAUCGUGUGCCCCAUGAUCGAUGUCAUUGACCACAAUCACUUUGGGUAUGAGGCACAAGCUGGGGAUGCCAUGCGAGGCGCCUUCGACUGGGAAAUGUACUACAAAAGAAUCCCCAUCCCUCCAGAGCUCCAGAGGGCAGAUCCCAGCGACCCUUUUGAGUCUCCUGUGAUGGCUGGAGGUCUCUUUGCUGUGAAUCGCAAAUGGUUUUGGGAGUUAGGUGGCUAUGAUCCAGGUUUAGAAAUCUGGGGAGGAGAACAGUAUGAAAUCUCUUUUAAGGUUUGGAUGUGUGGAGGAGAAAUGUUCGAUGUUCCAUGUUCUAGAGUUGGUCAUAUCUACAGGAAGUACGUCCCUUAUAAAGUUCCAUCUGGGACCAGCCUGGCAAGAAACCUGAAGCGGGUGGCGGAGACCUGGAUGGACGAAUUUGCCGAGUACAUUUACCAGCGCCGCCCGGAGUACAGGCACCUCUCCACGGGGGACAUCUCCGCCCAGAAGGAGUUGCGCAAACAGCUCAAGUGCAAGGACUUCAAGUGGUUCAUGGCGGCUGUGGCCUGGGAUGUGCCGAAGUACUACCCUCCCGUGGAGCCCCCACCUGCUGCCUGGGGAGAGAUUCGAAACGUGGCAGCCAAUCUCUGUGUGGACAGCAAGCAUGGAGCCACGGGAACCGAGCUCAGGCUGGACAUCUGUGUCAAGGAUGGCUCUGAAAGGACAUGGUCUCAUGAGCAGCUCUUUACUUUUGGAUGGAGGGAAGACAUUCGACCUGGUGAGCCGCUGCACACCCGAAAGUUCUGCUUCGACGCGAUCUCGCACAGCAGCCCGGUCACUCUCUAUGACUGUCACGGCAUGAAGGGGAACCAGCUCUGGGGCUACCGGAAGGACAGAACGUUAUUCCAUCCUGUGAGCAACAGCUGCAUGGAUUGCAACCCCGCAGAGAAGAAGAUUUUCAUGGCCAGAUGUGACCCCCUGUCUGAGACUCAGCAGUGGAUUUUUGAACAUAUUAAUAUGACUGUUUUAGAAAAAUUUAACCACCAUGCCAGCUCCUAGAAGGGAAGAAGAAGGAGUGAUGACCUCCAGAUUCUAAAAAAAAAACUAAAAUUUCUCCAGCACCGGGGUGGAAGGCAUCGGGAAUACCAUUUCCUCGAUCUAGGAAGCCUGGUUUAAAGGCCCGUCAAUGCCACGUCAAAGUAGGUUGUCCUGGAGAACUUCCUGCAUCUGAAGAACUUGGCGGAGAACCUCACCAGCUGCUUCUGAGAACUUGAGACUAGCAGUUCCCUUGCUGGCCAAGGGGGAAGAUUAUUUAGGGAUGUUUCAAAACAACUGCUGAGUUAAUAAAUCCUAGCAUUUCUCAGGUCAAAUCCUGCAGUAGUGAGUAGCUAUGAAUGGAUCCUAUCAUUCGGGUGGGAGGGGGGUGGAAAUGGAGUGCAUGACUGCUCUGACAACCUGAAGAGCCCGCAGGUGUAGAACUAGCCACGCUGAACGGGUGAGCUGGACUCUUUGGUGCCAUUCUCUGACUAAGAAUGGGUUAAGCAGGUUUAACCCUUAAAAGUGCUGCAGCUGAUUUUAGAGUGCUCAUACCAUUCUGUUUUCUCGUUGUUGUUUUUUAAAUGAAGGUGUGCUCUGUAAUGUAAGACUUAAAUUACAUCAUGAAACGGACUGCCAGUGUUUCCAUUCUUGCACCGGCCAUUUUCCUUUUCGGGCAGAAGUAACUUAUUUUUCCUAAAAGUUCAUGCUCCAUCCGUCAGCUGAAGUUCGAAUUCAGUGCCCCUGUAUGAAUCCACUUUAAAAACAAAAUCAGAACACUAUGCUACCCGGUUACUCCAAAGAGAAUGAUUUCACAGAAGCAGCAAAACUAUGUAAGGUUUAGGAAAGGGAUUUCCUUAGGAAAUCGAUUUUUACUUUUCUAUUCUUUUUAGAAUUCUAGAAGUCUGAUGUUUGUCCAGUCACAAUUUUUAUUAAGGAAGGGAAUGGAGUGAGGUUGAUGUAAUUUGUUUAAGGAGAUUCUUAAACCCAAAUAAAUCUACACUCCAAGUGCCGUGUGAAAAUGUCUCCAUUCACUUCAAUUCUGUUUGGUCAGUCCUCGGGACAUAGUUUUGUUUGUUUGGUUUUAGAUAUUUUUUGUUUUAUGUCACUGAUAUUAAUGAUGUUUUUGUUUUACUUGGACGUGCACCGAAGGAAUUUCCAUGAAUAAAGUGCUUCUGACACUGUUUUCUGUAAAUGGGACAAUAUUUCAGGGGUGAAGAAAGGAAUGAUUAAAAAGCUAAAUGGA
Molecule: messenger RNA, 2893 nt
Organism: Myotis brandtii (Brandt's bat)
Lineage: Eukaryota; Metazoa; Chordata; Mammalia; Chiroptera; Vespertilionidae
Gene: GALNTL6
Product: polypeptide N-acetylgalactosaminyltransferase-like 6
Exons: 11
Coding region: 103-1671 (522 amino acids)
Cellular component (GO): Golgi apparatus
Source: RefSeq, a predicted model, not a curated record